Molecule: messenger RNA, 3757 nt
Organism: Ictalurus punctatus (channel catfish)
Lineage: Eukaryota; Metazoa; Chordata; Actinopteri; Siluriformes; Ictaluridae
Gene: tbx19
Product: T-box transcription factor 19
Exons: 8
Coding region: 651-1949 (432 amino acids)
Biological process (GO): heart morphogenesis; mesoderm formation; positive regulation of DNA-templated transcription
Cellular component (GO): nucleus
Molecular function (GO): DNA-binding transcription factor activity, RNA polymerase II-specific; RNA polymerase II cis-regulatory region sequence-specific DNA binding
Source: RefSeq, a predicted model, not a curated record
GUUUGGAUCGGGAAUACAUGGAGGAUACGUGAUUAAACGAGAUCUCUAAAAAAUAUUUUCACAUGUCCGUGUAAUGUUUAAAUAUUGACUUAAAACAACAACAAUUAAAUAAUUCAUACCCUGCGUGCCCAUGAGAAGCUUAUGAGGUUUAAGGCUAUGUUAAUCACGGAGCCACCUAAAAUGUAGACGUUAUCAGUUUAUAAACUCAUUUGUUUGAAAUGUUUUGGACUUGUAAAUUAUUUAAAAACUAAAACUAUAGGUUCAAAAUAUGGAAUUGAAAUGUCGAACAUAAGGAAGAUGCAUUAUAGCCCAUGCAUGCGCAAAUGCAAAAUUGCACGAACACAUGCAUGAGUUUUGCGACUCAAGUCUGAAACUCCAGAUUCAGGAGUCGCUUAAUUAGUCCAGAGCCACGUGACUGCGGGGUCUUAACUCGCGCGCUGUCCUGGGGAUAGGUGGACUCUGAGUGCAUUAGCUCAGGUUAAUACGCAGAACACCACACAGGAAAAGUUUGCAUGCAAACUAUUCAUUAUUACUUACUUUUCAUAUCCGUCUCGCGCUCACCGUGAAGACUUUUUUUUUUUUCCUCCCCCACGACUUCGAUAGCAGAAGACUUUUUUUUGUUUUCUCAGAGUCGGGUGUCCCGUGAGUUCAUGAAGGCGGAAGGCGACACAGGGAACAGUAGCGGCGCAGGCGGUGGCGCGUGCUGCGUGAACCGGCUGCUGCGCGCGGUUGAGAGUGAGCUGCGCGCGGGCCGCGAGAAGGGAGACCCCACGGAGAAGCAGCUGCGCGUGAGCCUCGAGGACGCCGAGCUGUGGCGCAAGUUCCGCGAAGUCACCAACGAGAUGAUCGUCACCAAGAACGGCAGGAGGAUGUUCCCGGUACUGAAGGUGAGCGUGUCUGGUCUGGACCCCAACGCCAUGUACUCCUUCCUCCUGGACUUCAGCCCGGCUGAUGGUCACCGCUGGAAGUAUGUGAACGGCGAGUGGGUGCCUGCUGGGAAACCUGAACCCCACAGUCACAGCUGUGUGUACAUCCACCCCGACUCUCCGAACUUUGGUGCCCACUGGAUGAAGGCUCCGGUGUCCUUCAGUAAAGUCAAACUGACCAACAAACUCAAUGGAGGUGGACAGAUCAUGCUGAACUCUCUCCACAAGUACAAGCCACAGAUCCAUAUUGUCCGUGUGGGAGGAAGCCACAGGAUGGUGACCAACAUUUCCUUCACUGACACCCAGUUCAUCGCUGUAACAGCCUACCAGAAUGAGGAAAUAACUGCUCUGAAGAUAAAAUAUAAUCCCUUCGCCAAGGCCUUCCUGGAUGCGAAGGAAAGGAGCCACCCCAAGAACCUUCUAGAACCUCCUCCUGAGAACCAACAUGUGGGCAUACCACACUGUGGUUGGUAUAUUUCAAACCCAGACUCCUUUUGUUCUUCUGGGAGCAGUAACUUCCCCUACGCAGGUGGUUUGCCUUUGACCCCGCAUCAUGGCUACAAACACUACUCCAGUCUACAUGGACAUCGUGCCACGCCGUACCCACCUCCGUAUCUGCACCACCAUCACCACCACCACCACCGCGCGCACAAUUCAGUCUCUCUGUCUGAGGGUCUGAGUCCAGGUGCUCUGCAGGUGUUCUCAGGCCACGAGACAUGGACAGGUGUUUCAUCUCCUGGUCCUGCAGCGAUGCUGUCAGUGCCGUCUGGUACGAACUCACCUGGAGUCAGCAGUCAGUACCCCUGCCUGUGGACAGUGAGUGGCUGUGGCAUGCCCUCCACUCCUCCAGGAGGUGCUCUGAGCUCCGCCCAGUGUCAGGAGGAGAGGCCUGAUGCAGGCUCCACCUCACCGUGCUCACUCCUGCAAGGCCAAGGACCCACUAGUGCAGAUGUGUCAGAGCAAGCCAAUCAUAACAGGGUGGGAGGGGCUAGCUGGUCAGCAGGCUCCACCCAUUCAUUUUAAACAGGCUUAAUGGAAAAGAUAGUGCAACCCAGCACAAGUACAUGUGGUUGAUCACAUGACCUCUCACCAGUUUGGAGUUCCUAAUUGCCAAAACAUCAUGUGUGUAUUUGAACAAUACUGCUUAAUCAUUUCCUGUACAUUUCUGUUUUCUGAUGCACAGAAAGCUGUAGGAGCUCACCUUUACUGUGAUGAUGAGUAUCAAAGUUUUCAGUAAUUAAAUUCAAUCAAUUCAGAUGAAUUCAUUCAAGUCUGCAGACUUUCUACGUUCUUUUAAGAAACAGGGAGGAGUUUAGGAUCUUAGGUUCCUAUAGGGAAAAAGUAGUUUUCAAAACAAUUCCUGACUACACAGUUUAAAAAAAAAAAAAAAAAAAAAGUGUUUCUGUUCACAUGAAAAUGCAAAAAAUGUUUGAAAUGCAAAAAGAUUUGAAAAUGCUCAUAGGAGCAUGAAAGCCCUGUCAUGUAUGUCAUGAACUGUUAUGUCAAACGCCUAAACAAUAACGCUAAAAGCAUGAGCAUUGAAAGACAGAGAAGGUGAAAUACAGAAAAACACCAACAGGGCAAAAAAAAAAAAAAAAAAAAAAAAAGCAAAACAUUUUGACCUCACGUCCACACAAAAACAGUGAAAACAGCUUGGUUUUAGACACAAAACAGUUGUUGUGUAGUUGGGAGGCUAAAAUCUACACAAAGGCUUGAAAGAUUAUUAUUGCAAUGUAAAAUACGAGAGCCAAUCAGAUUUCAGUAUGCAAAUGCGGGAGAUUCCGCGUGUGUUGAAUUGGUGGUGUUUUAUGACUGAAGUUGCAUCAUGAAUCAUAAAAUGUGAUUUCUUCAUUCUAGCAAAAGUGAAAGUGCUGCUGUUUCUUAAUCUAACCUCAUGAGAAAUCUGAGAAAGUCGUAAGAUAAGAUACAACUUCUAACCUCAAACAUAUCCCUAUCCUUAAUCUUACCCACGUAUCUUUUCAUACCACAUACGAAUUGGCAAGCGAGACCUUUUAUUGUUGUCUAAUGGCAUUUUGUUUUGUAGAACCGCUAAGAUUAUUGUAUGAAUAGUGCAAGUCGUUUCGCUAUGUAUUGAAAAUGCUUGCGUUUGCAAUGGCUUCGUGCUUGUACAUACAGCAAUGCUGUUAUGACUUACAUUUGACAUUUUGACUCUAGUAGCUGAAGGAACCAACGAUGGAAAAAACCCUACAAAUAUUUUUAUUUCGUCUCAGCUUUAUCUGUAAAGGUCUGGACCUUUAAUUAGGGUUGCCAGGUCUGCAUAAUAUAACCAGUCCAAUUUAUUCAACUCCAAAAUAUUUAUAAAAGUAACCUCUAUUUGGCUUCUACCUAUUAAUCUAAAUAUGCAAAAUGCCCAACCUGUGGACCUGGCAACCCUGGCUUCUAUAAUCUCUGAAUGUUGGGGAAUUUUACUUAAUGUACAUGUAAGUGUAAAAUAUAUGUUUUUUGGGGGGGUUGGGAGCUUCAUGUGAUGUCUGUGGCUUAUUACUGUAAUAUUGUAAUGCAGCAUAAUUCUGUCGUUAAGGUACAACGCAUAUAAGCCCGGAUGCUCUUUACUCAUACUUUCCUCUAUUCUAACUCAUCAUGGUGCUUGCUAACAUAUGUAACUUCUGAACAAUAAAAGCACGGCUAACUAUGAAUGAGUUGUGUCCACUUGCAUUACGUUUAUUCGUAUGGAUGUCCUAGGACAAUCAUGCCUAUCCUUCCAAACCGCAAUUUCUGUGCGCCAUUAUCAAGGAACGGAGACGCUGACAAUAAGAGAAGCAUUGGUACAUGAUAAAAUGAAACUUAGCCAGCGAUUAGGGAUGGGUGUA